Molecule: messenger RNA, 3504 nt
Organism: Hyaloscypha bicolor E
Lineage: Eukaryota; Fungi; Ascomycota; Leotiomycetes; Helotiales; Hyaloscyphaceae
Product: DUF1765-domain-containing protein
Exons: 3
Coding region: 1-3504 (1167 amino acids)
Source: RefSeq, a predicted model, not a curated record
AUGUCCUCGAUGUUCAACGACAAUGCCUCGUUCCCUCGCUCGCACUCCUCCUCGAACAUCCCCGACCUGGCCAAUCUCGACUACAUACGAGUGACGGAACAGCAGGAUGAGGAGCUCCCCAGGUCCGCAAGUUUCAGCAACCUGCAAAUACUCCAGGCCCCCUCCAGGCCGGACAAAGAGCCUCAAAGGGUGUCUUUGGGUCUCCCAGCGAGGCCCUCAACACCGCCGCAGACGAAGGGGGUUCAGGAUGGCAAGACCGGAAACGGGCUGUCGAAGGAGGAGAGACCGAAGCUCGAACGAGUGGGAAGGAGGAAAUCCCUGGUCAACCGCCCAAAGUCGUGGAUCUCGAGAGUGAAGGGGGGCUCCCCGGAGCGGCAGGACUCUGCUGAGUCCGGAAAUACAACACCAAGCGGCGCCCCUCCAGUACCUCAAAUUUCCAAGGCUGUUCGGGAUAACAAAACAAAGACCGUGUCAGAGUCGUUUGCAACAUUUGCCCGGAGGUCAUGGAUUACCUCUUCAAGAUCUCCAUCUCCGAAUCGAAUCAAAGAUCAACAGACAGACGAUGAUGGACAGCAUGCGGGCUCCUCUUCGAAGAUGACGGGCAGCCAAAUAACAUCGUCCAGCCGGCCUGUCGUCCCUCCCACGAAGUUCGACAAUCCCCCUCCUCCCAAAUCCUCCGACAGCCCUCCAAAAGGGCUUCUGCGAGCUCCUACGACCACUCGAAAGUUAAAACAGAGACCUACGAGCGUGCUCAUGAAUUUUACAACUUUCAAUUCCAAUAACUCCUCGUCGAGUAGCCUGCCCAGAAGUUCUUUGGAUAAUAGAUCGACGCCGAGAACGUCCCAGGAGAAAGUACCGGCUCUGCCAAAAAUCUCAUCCUACGAAAAUGUCCAAGGUCAAGCUCCCGAGAUACCUCGGCGGCGAGACGAAUUAUGGUCGGCUUUUCGAUCUCUGGAAAACGACUUUUCGAAAUUUCAAGCCAAGAGUUGGUCGUUGAAGACGAAUGUAGUCAGAUCAUCGCUAUUACCAUUUCUUCGAAACCACGCUUCACAUCCCUCGAAUAAGCACCUCCGCCCCGAAGACCUCGAUCGACGGAUAACUAUAUUUAGCAAGUGGUGGAAUGGGCUUCUGGAGGUUCUUGACGGACGACAGAAUCAAACAGUUAGUGGGGUGGAUCGCCCAAUAUUGUUAGAAGCAUGCUAUGCAAUCAUGACAAGACCUGAAUGGCGGAUGGCACCUUCGAAUUUUGCCCCUCUAUCGGAGCGAUCUGCAAACUACCGGAAUCAGUCCCCUGAACGCCGCGCGCCAAGCCAAAAGUCCUCUGCCUCGCUGAACUCCUCAGCCUCCCAAUUCUUGACCGAAUCCGUCUACCAUAAUGCGAGGAACUUGUUCAUACAGAAUCUACUCUCCCAAAUGAACUUUGUGGUGGAUAAGAUGUCACUAAGACAUACACCUGCAAGUCUGGUGACUUUCUGUGGUAAAGCAGCCGCAUAUGCCUUCUUUUUCGUACCAGGAGUAGCAGACGUAUUGGUCAGAAUAUGGAAAUUGCCGGCGGACAUACUUCGAAGGGUAGCAGAUGAACUUGGAAUGCCCAGGCGGGCUAACAAGCUCGAUUUGGAUGAGGUCUUGGCCCCUUUUCCAGCACAUAUACAUUCUCUGGGUUGGACUUCGGUGACAUCUAUAACGAAUCUGCUUCGUCAGGAGGCUUAUCUGCCGAUUCUGGCUGCCAAAAUACCUUGGUAUGGUCCUUGGGUCUCGAGAUGGAGUGGACGGGACAGCGAUCUGUUCUUCGUGUUUGUGAAGCAUUACUACAUUCUAGCGGAGGAGUUCUUGCCUUCAGAGCUUUCGCUUACUGAGAAAGCUCGCUCGCCAGGAUUUAUACUUGUGCAAGCACAAGUUCUGACCGCUCUGGAUUCCACAAUCCACCGACAACCCACAGCGGAUCCCUUACCGAACACAUUUGACGAUAUUCUGGCAGGAGCUGAUGCAAAUGCAGCAGCUCUGCCAUUGCCCUCGAACAAUUCUGCGAGGCUGAUGGCCGAGAAUCGACUGAUCAUGUUGCUGCGGGACUUUAUAUCGGAACGGCCUUCGGAUUUCCAUUCAGCCCGGAUGACCUUUGCCGAAACGUUCAGUAAAACGAUGCAAGCUGUAGCACGAAAAACCUCUUUGUUCGAUCACAAUGCAUGCUUUGUACUCUGUGAUUUUAUGGAGGAGGCCUUGACGAUCUUCGUUCGCUUCCACCACGCUCAUGCUCUCGAAUCAGAUUUCAUCGAUUGGUAUUUCUGGCUGGAUGUGUGCAAGAAGAUGCUUGAGAGCGAGAACAGCAUGUCCGAGAUUCGCGUAUUUGCUUUCAUUUAUGGAGCAUGGAAUGUGAUCACCAACAACGAGUGCAGAAAGGAGGUCAUGUGCCUGGAGUGGCUGUUGACAGAAGAUACAUUUGACAAGUUUUUCAAUCACUGGUGUCCAAUGGUCAGAGCAUAUUACAUGCGACUAUUGUGUUGGCGUCUCUGUCGAGAUGACGGAGAUUCCAGUGAGCUUGACACCAAAAUCUUCUGUACAAUCUCUGCACGAGUAAAGUCGAACUGGGCACACUACCAAUACCUGAAACAAUCAGCGGAGAGAAACCGAGUUCUCCCUCCCUCGACUGCACCUUGCUAUCCAGCACCAGGCCGUCGUCUACUCAUCAUACGUAAUGAUAAUCAAAUACCCACCGCGAAUCUCUACCUCGGCUUCGACGGUAUCGUCACCCCCGCCCAAACCCCAGGAACCACACAACCAACAGCCUACAAACGGCACUCUUCACUCAAACUCGGCACAACAGCAGACAUCAACAUCCCGAAACUAACUUCAGACACGCCCUCCCCGUCCAGCACACCAAACAAGAAACGCUGGACAUUCAUGGGCAAAAUCCUACCCUCAACCUUCUCCCCCGAAUCACCAACCACCUCGCCACCACGCACAACCAGCCCCACCAAAACCCUUGAAGAAGCUCGUCGCGAGACAGCACUCGCACGCUCCCGACCCCCACUACACGCCAAAACCUCAUCCACCGACUCGGAGACGCCGCCCACAACAUCCACACACCGCGCCUUCAGCUUCAAAUUCUCCCUCGAAUGGGCGCAGCACUUCGAGAGACCGUCAAAGAUGUCGUCAAGCGCCGGAAGUGGAAGUGGAAGUGGCAGUGGCGAGCACUCACGCGGCCUCCCCUCCUCUCCAGAACGCCGGCUCUGUCCGCCGCGUCUCCCGGCCCCGGCACAGUCGUGGAUUAAUGCCACGGUGCCCGGGGUUGGGAAGGAGAUUAGGGCCAGGGAUCCGAAGCUGGGAUAUGGGGGCGUGGAGAGGGGGAAAAGGGCAAAGUAUGCGGGGAGGGCGUUGGCGGAGUGGGGAUUGGUGGUCGGGGAGUGUAACAACUUUGUAGAGAGGAGGAGGGCGGAGGGAGUCCCGGGACUCAAGUGGGUUGAGGUUCCGACGCUUGGGGUGGAGGGGUUUAGGCGCUUUGGGUAG